Molecule: messenger RNA, 4327 nt
Organism: Oncorhynchus tshawytscha (Chinook salmon)
Lineage: Eukaryota; Metazoa; Chordata; Actinopteri; Salmoniformes; Salmonidae
Product: A disintegrin and metalloproteinase with thrombospondin motifs 10-like
Exons: 25
Coding region: 466-3822 (1118 amino acids)
Biological process (GO): proteolysis; extracellular matrix organization
Cellular component (GO): extracellular matrix
Molecular function (GO): metalloendopeptidase activity
Source: RefSeq, a predicted model, not a curated record
ACGAGCAGGCAUCCACGGCGUUGCUGUGGCAGUGGGACCCUGGGAGCAGGAGAGGUCCACUCAUCUACGAUCCUCGGCUCAAUACAGACAUAACUUUUCAAGGCAACUGACACGUCUUAAAGGAGAACAGGAGAAAGACAUCGUAAACCCCGAGAGGCAACCAUAGUGAACCUGGACAGGGACAAGAAAAAGAGAGGCCACAGUACAUUAUAGAGUCUUCUGUUGCUGCUGCUGUACUCAGAGACAGUCUCUCUAUCAGAAUCUUCUCCUGACCGUGGUUCUACCAGAGAGACAGAAGCAGAGAGGCUGUGUGUCCAGAGCUCUCCAGUACAGUCUCUGGACCUCUAUCCUGCUGCCAUGGCCCUUGAGUGCACUGCGUCCCAUUGGUGAGCGAGGGGCAUCAGAGGGCAGAAGACAUGUUGGGACAGAGGCCUGGGGACCGCACUGAAGCUUGCUGUAGUAACCAUGGAAAUGCUAUGGAGGACCUUGGCCUGCAUUGUUGUCAUCAUCGUCAUGGUUGCCACCGAGGUCGCAGAAAGUCAGACUGCUGAAAAGUUCACCCAGUCACAAGCUACGUUCCUGUCCAGCCUGGGCCAGUAUGAAAUUGUCAUCCCGGUUCGUGUGGGGCCGCAGGGCGAGACCCUGGACACAGAGGAUGGAGGUGCAGACAGCCCCAACCACCACCGGCGGAGCCACCGCAGUGCUGAGGACCAGCAACAGGACCUGUCCCAGCUGUACUACCAACUCUCCACCACCAAAACUAACUUCUUCCUCAACUUGACCCUGCAGGGGGGCCUGCUGUCCCACCAGUUCCGUGUGGAGUACUGGAGGAGGGGCCGUCUGGCCUGGAGCCACCCUUAUGCCCCCCAGUGUCUCUAUGUAGGCCACCUGCAGGGUCAGCCCCACUCCAGCAUGGUGGCUCUCAGCAACUGUAACGGCCUGCAGGGGGUGAUCGUGGUGGGCGGUGAAGAGUACCUCGUCGAGCCUCUGACCCCGGCCGAAAACCUCACUAGGGCGGAGAGGGGGAAGGGCCGCCCCCAUGUGGUUUACAAGAGGUCAUCUCUUCGCCACCAGUACAUGGACCAGUCCUGUGGUGUCAUCGAUGAGAAGCCAGGUAAAGGCAUGGCCUGGUGGCAGAGGACUCUGAAGACUCCUCCCAACCCCAUCAGCCGAGGCCAGCUGCCCCUGAAGAGGUCUGUGAGCAGGGAGCGCUACGUAGAAACACUGGUGGUGGCCGACAAGAUGAUGGUGGGGUACCACGGCCGCCGGGACAUCGAGCAGUACAUCCUGGCUGUCAUGAAUAUUGUUGCCAAACUGUUCCAGGAUUCUAGCCUGGGGAACGCAGUGAACAUCGUGGUGACCCGCCUCAUCCUGCUCAUGGAGGACCAGCCGACUCUAGAGAUCAACCACCAUGCAGGGAAGUCCCUGGACAGCUUCUGUAAGUGGCAGAAAUCCAUCCAGAACCGGAAUGGCAACGGGAAUGCCAUCCCAGACAACGGCAUCGCUCACCACGACACUGCCGUGCUCAUCACCAGGUACGACAUCUGCAUCUACAAGAACAAGCCAUGUGGAACCCUAGGUCUAGCACCAGUGGGAGGGAUGUGUGAGCCAGAGAGGAGCUGCAGCAUCAACGAGGACAUUGGCCUGGCCACAGCCUUCACCAUCGCCCAUGAAAUAGGACACACGUUUGGGAUGAACCAUGACGGAGUUGGCAACGGCUGUGGCUCCCGUAGUCAGGAGACAGCCAAGCUGAUGGCUGCACACAUCACCAUGAAGACCAACCCUUUUGUCUGGUCCGCCUGCAGCCGAGACUACAUCACCAACUUCCUGGACUCAGGCAUGGGUUCCUGCCUCAACAACGUCCCCCCCAAGCAGGAUUUUUUGUACCCCACUACGGCCCCCGGCCAGGCCUACGAUGCAGAUGAGCAGUGCCGCUUCCAAUAUGGAGUGAAGUCUCGGCAGUGUAAAUAUGGGGAAGUCUGCAGUGAGCUGUGGUGCAUGAGCAAGAGCAACCGCUGCAUCACCAGCAGCAUACCCGCCGCCGAAGGAACCAUCUGUCAAACCAAUACCAUAGAGAAAGGGUGGUGCUAUAAGAGAGUGUGUGUGGUCUACGGGACGAGGCCAGAGGGGGUGGACGGCGGCUGGGGUCUCUGGACUCCCUGGGAAGAGUGCAGCCGUACCUGUGGGGGAGGAGUGUCCUCCUCCAUCCGCCAUUGUGACAGCCCCAGGCCAACCAUUGGUGGAAAGUAUUGUCUGGGAGAGAGGAAGCGCUUCAGAUCGUGCAAUAUUGACGAGUGCCCUGCAGGCUCUCAGGAUUUCCGGGAGAUUCAGUGCUCCGACUUCGACAACGUUACUUUCCGGGGGAAAUUCUACACCUGGAAACCCUACAGGGGAGGUGGAGUGAAGUUCUGCUCUCUGAACUGCCUGGCGGAGGGAUAUAACUUCUACACAGAGCGUGCUCCGGCUGUGGUGGACGGGACGCCAUGUCGAGACGACUCUCUGGAUGUCUGUGUGAACGGAGAGUGCAAGCAUGUGGGCUGUGACCGGAUCCUGAGCUCGGACGUGCGCGAGGACCGCUGCCGGAUGUGCGGGGGUGACGGGAGCAGCUGUGAGGCCAUCGAGGGCCUCUUCAAUGACUCCCUGCCUGAAGGAGGUUAUGAAGAGGUGGUCAGAAUCCCCAAAGGAUCCGUGUUCAUUCAUAUCCAGGAGCUCAACGUCUCCCUCAACUUCCUAGUGCUGAAGAGUAAAGGAGAACAGUUCUUCAUCAAUGGGAAGCUGACCAUCGACACCCCUCGUAGGUUCGACAUCGCAGGGACCACCUUCCACUACCGCCGGCCCACUGACCAACCUGAGACCCUGGAGGCCCUGGGGCCCACCAACAUGACCAUCAUCGUCAUGGUACUGGUGAGGGAAGAGAACCCAGGGAUCCACUACCGCUUCAACCCUCCAGUCAGCAGAAACCUUUUGAGUGGAUAUGCCUGGCACUACACAUCCUGGUCCCGCUGCUCUGCACUCUGCGCUGGGGGUGGUCAGACCCAGCAGGUCGUGUGUAAGAAGCAGACAGAUCACACCGUGGUCUACAACCACUUCUGUGACAAGAAGAGCAAACCCAAAGACAAGAAGCGAGCCUGCAACUCUGAGCCAUGCUCCCCAAGCUGGUGGUCUGGGGUGUGGUCUGAGUGCAGUCGCAGCUGUAACGGGGGCCUGAGGACCAGAGAGGUGUUGUGUAAGAGGAAGAUCUCUCCUACAGAGGAGAAGGUCCAGGACGACAGCGCCUGUACUCCUCCACGACCACCUCUCACUGAACCCUGCAGCAACCACACCUGCCCCCCCGAGUGGCUGGCCCUGGACUGGUCAGAGUGUAAUCCCAGUUGUGGUCCAGGGUUCAGGCACCGUGUCCUUCUGUGUAAGCGUGGGGAGAGUGGAGACAUACUGCCAGAGUCCCAGUGUCCCAAGCAUGGGCGUCCCACCACCAGGGUGCGCUGUAACCUGCAGCGCUGCCCACCACCCAUGUGGGUCACAGGGCCCUGGGGAGAGUGCUCGGCCAGGUGUGGUCUGGGUCAGGAGAAGCGCUCUGUGCAGUGUCUCGCACAAACCGGCCAGCCGUCCAAUGAGUGCCCAGACCUCCAGCGCCCGGCAGCCAUGCAACAGUGCAAGAGCAAAUGUGACCUCAGUAGCCUACCCAUGGACAUCCCCGAGGGUGACCCCGAAGAGUGCAAAGAUGUGAACACAGUGGCGUACUGCCCCCUGGUGCUCAGGUUUAAGUUCUGCAGCCGCCCCUACUUCAGACAGAUGUGCUGUAAGACCUGCCAAGGACACUGACCCCUGAACCAGACCGAGAGCCAGACCAGGAGGCAUCCCCAGCGGGCCCAGACUAGACCAGGAGCCACUCCUAGCGGGCCCAGACCAGACCAGGAGCCACCCCUAGCGGGCCCAGACCAGACCAGGAGCCACCCCUAGCGGGCCCAGAACAGACCCACUGAGCUGCACAUUCCACAGGGGGGAGGGACGGCCCAGCCAACGCACCGCAGAGCAGCCUGCCUGACAUCCGUGGACAGAGAAGUAGAUGGUGGGAGGGUGAGAGAGAGAGAGAACUGUACUUUUAUCCCGCACUCUGAAAGUACCCUAUCUUAUACCAGCUUUGGGGCCACUGCUGUGAAGACCAGAUGAGCUGCUGGGAUAUCUCUCUGUUGCUAUGUACGUACACUAUAUAUACAAAAGUAUGUGGACACCCCUUCAAAUUAGUGGAUUCGGCUAUUUCAGCCACACCUGUUGCUGACAGGUGUAUAAAAUCGAGCAAACAGCUAUGCAAUCUCCAUAGACAAAC